GUUCUAGCUCUGGCAGGCAGAAAUGAGAAAGCUCAGGAUUAUAUUAUGGAAUAUGGAUGCCACUGGCACUGGAACUUUGGAAGGAAAGUCGUAGCGGCAGCGGCAUCAGCUUGCAUUGUCCUCUCAGUAGUAUGCAUGCCUCUCUCCACUGCAGUCAGGGGCUUGGUGCCUUGCUCCCUGCAGCAUCUCGUGAGUCCAGGAGGGAUCUGUAAGUUUAGACGUCCGUCCACAAGCCAGUUCUGGAGGCAGCCAUUGCGGACCGGCACACAACUCCCCGCUCGGCCGACUCUUGCCCUCUUCGAUUCACAAACAGGCACGAAUGGUCGGGCAAUCAUGACUUCAAACACGACGGACGCUCAGCAGACAGAUGCGGAGUUGUCGCUGCAUCGGCACCAGUUCAAAAUCGUCAAAGAGGAGCUCGUCUACUCAAGGUACAUAAAUGUCUACAACCGAGUUGUUGAGUAUCCCCCUGAUCCCUCCACCUCCGGCAGCGACCCUGCGGCACAGGGGAAAGUGAUUCCGUACGACGUUGUUGGGGCCAAGACGGUGUCCUCGCACUUCUGCGCGGUGCUCCCGUACGACACGCGGCGGAAGCUCUUCACGCUUGUCCGAGAAUACUCGCAGGGUGCGAAUCAUUUGGUGUACGGCGUGCCAGCUGGCGGCCUGACAGAAGCCCACGGGUCCAAGGAGGAGUGCGCGCGAGCAGAGCUCUCAGAAGAAGUUCACUUGCAAGGGGGCAACCUAGUGCGGCUGCUCGACCCGGCGCACCCGGGGCUUCUUGAAAUCAAGUGGUGCCGCAACCGGUUCACGCCGUUCCUAGUUCUCGAUGCACAGCCCGACAACAGCCCAGGUCAAAAGGAUCACGAAGAGUUCAUUGAAGUUGUCACGAUGGACCUUGCCCAAUUGAAACAAACCAUGUACGGCGGCGAUAUGAUGCUGCCCUCCAUUGUCACGUGCGGCAUGGCGCUUGAAUAUCUGCAGGCUCGAAGUUUAAUCUAGUUUUCAAGCGUGGUCGUUGAGGUAGCCUCAAGGUUGAGCACGUUGGCCUGUGACCCGGACGUUCCAAAGUAGAAGGUGAGAUUGAGCACGCGGAUGUCCGAUCCGCCCUAUGCUUCUUGUGCAAUCAUGUCUUGCAAAAGGCUACAGAUUAUCCUAGUGGGAGGUAUUGCAGAAUGGAACGGCAAUGCACAAUGUCGAGAACACCUUAACCAGAUACUGAUAGCGAAAGGUGGUCAAUCUAGAACAGACAACACAAUUGCAAGUGGGGAACCUUGUGACAUGAAAGAAAGGAACUUUGUUAACUUUGUCGUUGAAACCGUCCGGUCUUCAAUUCAGAUGCUUCAG
Molecule: messenger RNA, 1344 nt
Organism: Klebsormidium nitens
Lineage: Eukaryota; Viridiplantae; Streptophyta; Klebsormidiophyceae; Klebsormidiales; Klebsormidiaceae
Source: the annotation of a GenBank genome assembly